This is a messenger RNA of Colletotrichum phormii, 597 nucleotides long. RefSeq lists its product as uncharacterized. Lineage: Eukaryota; Fungi; Ascomycota; Sordariomycetes; Glomerellales; Glomerellaceae. Bases 1 to 597 code for a protein of 198 amino acids. The transcript has 2 exons. The record is from RefSeq and is a predicted model, not a curated record.
AUGCAGCUCUGGUCUCACAAGGCGAAACCAGACGCCCUAAACCAAUCAGACGAACAGCGCUGUCAGCAGCCCUCGUUGCGCGAGAUGCUCGACAGCAAGAACGUGCCAAAAGCAGCUGGACAUGAACCCGGGGAAUCUUCAAGCCCGAUACCGAUAAUUCUAUGCGGUAAGACGGAAGAGAUUGGUCGCGGGGUGAUUGAGGGCCUGAAGCCGGAAUAUGAAGUCAUCCACUUCAUCACUUCCCCCGCCUCCGGAGCCGUCAUCAUACCAGCCCUUUUGGCGUCCAAAACCACCACAUUGCCGCAGCACCCGGACACGAGCACAAUCGGCAGCGGGAACUACGCCUCUCCCCCGCGCGCCGUGGUCCUUGGCGGCGCAUUCGACGAGGAGGCGGUAAAGAUGCUCCAGAAAGCCGUCGCUGAGCAAGGGACUGCGUCGAGGAAGAUUCCCUGGCUGAGGCAUGACGGGAGUAAAGCCGCGCCGCCUCCGGGGCCCGAGUACGGCAAAGCCAUGGUCGCUAGAGUUAGGGAGAGGUUGGGGUUGUUGGAGGGGGAGGGGAAGUUGGAUGGGGAGUAUGGAGGUGAUGAGUGGUAUUGA